CCCCAUUUCCCUCGCCUCUCUUGGAUCUGCCUCUUUUGGAAACUCUCUCGCAAGAAGCGAAUCUUUUCGCACACAACUACCAAUGAAGAAAGAAAAAAAAGAUUGCAGGAAAAAGGGAAAAAGAAAAUAACACGAUCAAAAAGAAUAGGGAGGUUUUCUGUUUUGUUUUUUUUAAAAUGCUUCUUUAAAGAAAACUUGCUUUAUUUUUGGAGGCGGAAGGAAAAACCCGUCGCAAGAGGAAAAACCCUUCUGCUGCUCGCUCGGACCUCAUAGAAAGCAACCCUCCGGCUGGCUGGCUUGGGUUGUUGCAAAAACCAGAAGUGAACUCCUGGCCGACCCGGAAGAUUUGAACUGAGCUUUAUAAGCACUCGGCGGGGGGGGGGCGGGGAGGGAAGGAAAAAAAACCCCCAAGCUAUAGAGACUGAACUUCCCAAGAUCGCCCUGGUAGGGAGUGUUGUUCUUUUUUUUUUUUUGAGGGGGGGGAGUGUUGAAAAAAACCCCUCCUUUUUGCCCCCACUCCUGAUAAGACUUGAGUGGCUCUAUUAUUACCCGUCUUUAUCUCUAGAUAUCUAUACUCUCGCCUCAUGUCUAUUUGCAUUAAAAGCGCCCCACGUUUGCCAAAACCUCUGCAAUCGAAGGUGUGUAUUCUUCCGAUUACUGUACUGUGUUCUGUUAUUAUGGAGGAAAGGGCAGAGAGGCGGACGCGCUCUCCCAGGCCAGCUCCAAGCAAGGAUUGGCGAGGUUGGAGGCUGGUGGGGUUAAACUUGUGGAGUGGGGGGGGGGCUAGAUUGCAAAUGUUGCAGCUCAGUAGCAACGCCGCAUGCUUUUUUUCUCUCCUUCUUUGGCUUUCUGCAAAAUGCAUGUCAGUUUCAGGCUAAGAUUGCAAAGGGGGGGGAGAAUUGGGUGGGGGGAGAGGGUGCGUUUGCAAAUUCGAUGCGCGCAUUUGCAGCAGGUCUGCACCGGAGAUCGUGCGGGGGGGGGCACUGUCUUCCCGGUGUGUGUCCCCCCCACUUUCCCCGGUCGUCUCCUCCUCCUCCUUAUUCCGCCCCCCCCCCGACGUAACUAAAGGUUGGGCGGGUGGAGAUGGAGGAGGAGGAGGAGGAGGCGAGGAAGAGGAAGCGAAACGGGGGUGCCCAUUUUCUUCCUUUGCAGACGGAUCUCUGGCUUGGGUUGCAAUUUGCAAGCGGAGCAUGUGUAUUGGUAUAGGAAGUGUCUUUUUUUUUUUAAAUAAAUAAAAGCCGGGCUAUUCAAAAGAGGGAAAGAUUAUUAAGAAUAAUACGUUAAAAAAAUAAAUAAAACAAAACACCCCUUUUGGUGCAAAAAGACCUCCGGCCAACAAUGAUUUAAUGCAAAUAAAGGCGAGGGCAAAAAGGAGCUUAAUUUUUUUUUUUCCUCCCGUUUUCCCCCCCUCCGACUUUCUAGUUUUGCGGCUGCCUGAAUUUUUUUUUUCCUCCUCUCUUCUUCCCCUCUCGGAGUCCAGGCGAAGCUUCCGAUUUCUCCCUUUUUUGCAGAUCUGCAGAAUAUGGCGUCCCCGUUUCUGUUUUAAAAAUAAGCGAGGCUGCCAUUUUUGUUUCCCCUUUUGUCUGCAAAUUUUAAUAAUAAUAAUAAUAAAACUGUCUUGAGAGUGUUGGAGACGCAGCCCAGGGGGGAACCGGGGGCACCUGAAAAGGGGUGUUUUGCUUUGUUCUGGGGUUUUAUGCUUUUUGGGGAGGGGGGUUGGCGUUGUUGUAAUCUUGCUUUGCUUUUGUGUGUGUGAGUCUGGGAUGUUGCACUGUUGUUUUUGCUUCUUGCACUGUGAAUUGCGUGUCGAUUGCACUUUUAUUUAAGGGGAGAAGGGGGGAAAGAAAUGGCUGUUUGUUUAUUUAUUUUUUUAGAUCUGAAGUUAACUUAUGCGAAAGUUGGCUAUGAAAAUAUUGCAUAAAAAAGGACACCCCCUCUCUCCCAAGUGACUCGGAGUUGUACAGUUUUCUUUCCUUUUUCCCCCUUUUGGAAUAUUUACGGAGUGGGGGGUCGGUUGUAACUGAAUUUGUUGGUUCUUUUUUUUCUACAUGCCUUUUCUUUUAAUGGGGUAUUGUGCUCGCUUUCUUAAAACAGCUUUUGCAAAUGCCACGUUUGCUGAGGAAUAGUUUGGAAAUUAGCUGUUAGAAUUGGAAUGUGGUAUUUUCUCCUGGUGUGGAAUCUGCAGCUUAAAAAAAAUGUUGGAGAUCCUGUCUCUCUCUCCCCACCCCCCUACCCCACUUUUGCAGUUCGGUAGAGAAAGGUCUGUACAGUUUCAGAGAAACAUAAGCUUUUAUAUGUGUGUGCGUAUAUUUAUAUUUCAUGUUUCCAUGUGCAUUUGUCUCCCCGUAUAUGUGGUGUUUGGUCUAGACUUAAAUUUUAAGAUGUUUGGUGGCCGAAUCUUGUGUGAGCUCAUUUGCCAUUGGACUUAAGAAAGAAGAAGCAAUGUGUCCUAAGACAAGCAUGGAUUUAUUUUUGGACGGUAGUGGGGAGGUGGCGACAGUGGUUGGGAAAUGUGCUGGUUUUAAAAUUUUUAUUUAUUGCUCCUCCAGUGGAAUGGUGCACUGUGCAUGGAUCUGUGAGGCAUAACUCCACGUCCUUUUGUUCAGUUAUAAUUUUUGCAGUUUGCCUUUUGGAGACUUUCUGCCCAAAAUACCACAAUUUGACCCACCCACCCCCCAAAUGCCAGCUUGGGUUAGAUUGGAUUGGGUGGCUGAUCUUGAAGCGGGCCGGCAGAGAGGCCUUAGAAGAGGUGGACACAAGUUUUUGGGCCAUCCUGGGGCUGAGCUGGGCUGGACAUUGCUGAGAGAGGGGUUCAGACAGCCCUGGUGUGUGCAUGUAGUUGAUCCAUUUGGCAUCUUAAGACAUUGGUUGCUUUUGUCGGUGGCAGAGAAUAGGAACUUAGAAGGUCAGGUAAGACUCGGUGAUAGAGAUGAUGUGGUUUUGGCUCUUCCUCAAGCAAGGCCGACUAAUGUAGCUGUAUGAGUUUGCAAGCUUUCGGGUCACACAGAGCUCUUCUUGAUAAUACUGGACUCCUUACCCCAAGAGGAAUUGGCUUGGUAUUUCCUGUUCUGUGUUCAUUUGGCUGUGUUCAUAUUGCUGUUGUAUUUUGGGGAAGGGGGCUCCAUCACUGAGAACUGGGCCCUCCUUCAUGUUUAGGAGCUGUGGUUUCAGACCAUGUAUUCAUGAACAAAUACAGACCUGAUCCUUAAGUUAUGUGAUUAUGGGGAGAAGCCAGAAGAAUACCCCAGUAAUUCCCAAAGUGCCUACUGCAAGAGAACUGGUAAUGUGCUGUUUAAGAAUGAGAAUCUCCAGGGAGGAGGUUGCUCGUUGUGUCUCUGCAUUAUUUACAACUCAGGCCUUGCUUCCUGGGGAUGGGCAACUCUACAAAGUCUCAUAAUUUGGUGUGAGGGGAUCAUUCCCAGUGUAGACUGGAAACCAAAAUCACCAACACUCUAAAGGAGGCUGGCUGUUGCAUCUCUGCAUUGGUAACCACCUCAGGCUUCCAGUGAGGAGUCGCAUCCCAAACAGUGACUCAUGCAGAAGCACAGAAGUAGACUCCUGGGUUCGUAAUUCUUAGAAAAACUGGUUUUGGGGUGCGGGAAGAAUGAGGGCCUUAUGUAUCAAACAAUGCGUUCGUGAACAAAUUGGGCCUAAUCCUAGUUGUGGAUAUAUUUGUAGGGAAAUGAAUGAAGGACCUGAUGUUCAGUGCAACGCUUAAUUUUUCCACCAUUUACCGGUAUAACACUGGUAGAAAAGCCAAGAAAUGUUUGGUUUGCAUGCUGUGUACUUGCUGUUAUUUCUCUUGUUCCCAACUUGACCCAGAUGGGCUUCCUCAUGAAGACCCCCCCCCCCAAUUCUCUUUUCCCUCACAAAAAUGGUCCACGGGGCCAAACACACCCUCUGCCCUCCACAGAGUGACCAACAACCAAGGCUUUGAUGGAGCCUUUUGUCUUGCCUCUUGCUGGAAGAUUCUGUGGGAAAGGGCACUUGGUUCCCCUCCUCCAGCAGAGAGGCCUUGGCAAAGCGACUUAUUUUGAGGGAAAUGCUUCUUGUGCGUUCCCCUUCCUGGUGGGAGAUGCUUAGGACGGUUGAUGGUGUGAACUAAAACCGCCAGUCAAUGAGGGCAAAUGGAGUAAACGGCAGCGCAUUGCCACGCCGAAUACGGCCAUUAAACCGAACUCACGGGAGACAGGCUUGUGGGAAAGGGCGACUGGGUUGCGCAUGAGAGCAAGAGGUUCUUGCUCCCAGUUGAGGAAACAGCUCCAGCAUCAUUCUUGUACAGGAUGGUUGUUGUUGACCGAGUGCAUGUGGGCCAGCCGGAGACGUUUGUUCCUUUCAUUUAAACAUAAGAACAUGAGGAGAGCUCUAGUGGAUCAGGCCAGUGGCCCAUCUAGUCCAACAUCCACUUCAAACAGUGGCCACUCGGGUGCAGAAACCCACAAGCAGGUCCCAUGCACAAGCGCACUCUCCCCUCCUGUGGCUUCCAGCAACUGGUAGUCAGAAGCAUUACUGCCUCCAGCCAUGAAGAUAGCUGUUGUGGCUAGCAGCCAUUUCACCCUCUGGAGGAGGGGUGGUGGUCAUGGUUUAGGGCCCUUCGCCCACAUCUUGGCUGACCAGAACCUCGUUGGGGAUCUUGGUUGGGGGGGGGGAGAAACCAGUGUUCGAAAUUAGCCAGGUGCGUUUUGCCUCAGGCGCAGGUCCACUUGCGACCAUGUAGAGCUCUCGGGGGGGGGGGGCAGGUUGGUGACUGAGGAAAGCAAAAGGUCACUUAGAGAAGGAUCUGGAAUGUUUUCCUUGAAGCUUGGAUUUGUUUUACUCUGCAUUGUUUGAUUUGAAGGUGUUUUUGAGAGCUGUUCAUUAAAAUAUAAAGCGAUAUAGAAAUGAAAUUAAUAAUAAUAAUUAUAACAACAACCGCAAACAUCAAUGGAGAAAAAUGGUGCCUGGACAUUCUGUUGUGAUGACCGUAACCUAGGUUUAAGGUGCAUUUUGGCAAUUAGAUACUAUAUCUUGAGUUUUUAAAGCUGCAUGUGACAGUUGCAUGGUUCCCUUGCUGCUCGUACAAGGUGGAUCAGCAGAUGAUCUCCCUUUGAUCAUAUAUUUAGUGGAGCAGGAAUAGUGGGAAGAACUUAGCUCUGGGCUUUUUUUCCUCAGAGCGCUGGUGUCUGUUGGAGUGCCAGGGUUAACAGAUGAACCCUCCUGGUUCUGGCAAAUGGAUGAGAUGAUAAUGAGGCUUUCAAGUUUUACUACCGAUUAGUAUAGACCAGUCUGUGCCAGCCUUUGAAAAAUCUGGGGCCACGGUGCCCAUCAUCCCUGACCAAUUGGCCAUGCUGGCUGGUGGUGGCAGGAGUUCAACAAUAUAUGGUGGGAGCAAAGUGGAGGAGGCUGGUGUAGAGCGGGUGGAAGAAUAAGGAAAAUAAUGGAGGAGAUACUCAAAAGGUAGAGCAUCUGCUUUUUAUGCAGAAGCUCCUGGGUUCAGUCCCCAAAUGGCGUCCCUAAGUUGGGCUGUGAUUGUCGCCUGCCUCAAAUCCUGGAGAGCGACUGGAAAUUGGUGUAGACACUAAGCCAAGUGAACCAGUUGUCUGGCUCCGUAUAUACGCCGGUUCCCGUGCUCCUAAUUCAUGGUCGCAGUUUAAAUGGCAAGACCUUGGGAGAUGGUUUGCAUUUCUGUUUAGACGUUAAAGAGCGCAUAUUUAGCCUGGAGAAGACCGACAGGUGAUAUGAUGGUCAUCUUCAAAUCUCUGAAGGGCUGUCACAUCGAAAAUGGAGCAGUAUUGUUUUCUGCUGCUCCAGAGGGUGGGAACCAAACCAGUGGAUUCAAAUGAUGAGAAAGGAGAAUCUGACUAAACAUGAGGAAGAACUUUCUGGUGUGUUCAACAGCAGAACAGACUCCCUUGGAAAGUGGUGGACUCAUUUGAAGUUCUUAAGCCAAAGUUGGGUGACCUUCAGUCAGGGAUUCUUCAGCUGUGAUUCCUGCAUUGUAGGGGGUUGGCCUAGAUGACCCUUGUGGUUCCUUUCAGUGAUGUAGUUCCAACUUCCGGUGGGCUUGUGCUCAAAUGUGUCCUCCUACAAGUUAGAGCAACGUGGUCAGAAGUGAGCUCCUCUGAGUUCACAGAAGUUUCUCGGGUAACUGUGUAGCAUUGCAGUUGUGCUGCCUGGCUGAUCAAGGUUGUGAUCCCAGGUCCGCGUUUGUUUGCCCGCCUUGCUGAAGCCAAAUUCCAACAGGCUCACCUGUCGCCCAUCUAAUAUUCUAUGUCGCAGAUCCACACAGCCCUCUGCCUUGAUACACUCUCCUUGGAAGCGUAACUAUGGGCUGGUUUCAAAACGAACCACUUUGUUGCUUUUUGUGAAGUUUGAAGCUUGAGCCCCACUCCCAAUAUAUAGAGAUAAUAUUGUGAUGAUGAUGCUUAGAAGGGUUUGCAGCAUACUAGAGUUUUAGGUACAUGAAUGCCCUGUAAGGCUGGCUGGUAUUAUCCUCUCUGUAUUGCGGUUGGGGCUGAGGCUUAGAUGUUGGCUUGCUGUAGGCUGCCUCUUCUGUGGCUCACUGGCCAUUGCUGGCUGGGACUGAUUGGAGUUGGGAGUCCAGGGAGGCACAUUCAGGCUCCCCAUCCCUGGUGUACAGAUUCAGAAGCAGCUAAUUCUCAGUUGUAGAAUUAAGGAGCAGGAUUGGGAGCAGUUAAGAAGCUUAAGGACAACCUCUUUCCAUAUGAACCAAACCAGGUCUUGAACCCUCUUUCGUGUGGCUCUUCCAUGGGAGAUCGGGGGAGUGGCAACACGAGAAGGGGCCUUUUCAGUGGUGGCUCCUCAUUUGAGGAAUACUCUCCCUGGGGAGGCUCUUGUUGCAUAUCUUUAGGCAUCAGGCAAAAACUUUCCUCUUUAGCCAGGCCUUCGGUCUUCUCUGGCCUUUUAGAGUGUGGGAGAAUGUUUUUAAAUGUAUUUUUAAUGUAUUAAUUUAAUUAAUUGGUUUGUUUGUUUGUUUUGGUUUUAAUGUAUCUGUGGGGUUUUGUUUGUUUAUUUGGUUGGAAGUUGCUUUGAGUUGCCUUUGGCAACUCAAUUUAAUAAAUAAAUAAUCAACUCAAUUCAAUUAAUAAUAAACAAACAGUAAAUUAAUAAACAAUAAACAAAACAAUAAAUGAAUAACAAUAAUUGCAGGGUCAUAUUUCCAGCUCAAACGUUUAGUUAGCUGCAAGUUAUUCUGGCAUAAAUCAUACAGACCAGGGAAGAAUAGUUAAAUGUUGCUAGUCUCUAGUAUUUGAUAUUCAGCUACUCAGUUGUUUUUAGAAAAACCUCAAAGCAGUUAACAGAAAAGAUGAAAGAAUAAAAUUAUUACUUAAAAAAAAAACUGAUAGCAAUAAUUGAAGAUAUUCAAAAAGUUGAAAUAACAAGACUAAAAGCAGAUUUAAGACUCGCAUCAAUUUUCUCAACAUCUGAGUUAAGCACCCAUCUCCCACUCAGUAAAUCUUGCCACCCGUGCAUUAAAAUUUGGGGGGGAUAUAAGUUUGGGAACCCUGUUGUUUCCCUGCUAAUGGGUAGUUUCUCUUAAAAUAUUGGGUUUGGGGCUACAAGUGGCCCACUGUGCAGUUUCUGGUAGGCUCUGAGGCCUUCCUGGAAUUUUCCUGGCACGUGCUGAAGAGGCAAGCUGUUUUUCAGGGUUCGUUUCAAGACUUGGAAUGAAAAGAAACUGGGCUCUUCAGCGCUUCAUGUGGCAAAGUGACAUUUAAUUGGAAAGAUGAAGAAAUAGAUGGGGUGACAUGAGGAUAUUUGGGGUGCCAUAUAGUAGGAAGGAAAAAAGAGGGGGCCUUUCACAUCUCGUCUAUAAUGACCAUAAGUCAUUGUUCAAGCAAACCAAAUAUUUUUAUGACCCAUCUUAGUUUUAUGGUUGCAAGUUAUUUUGUGGUUGUGGUUUAACAAUCAGUUCUUCCCAGGAAACUCCAGGAAUUGUUCAAAGUGGGAUCCUCAUGCUUUAAAGGAAUGGUGUGGAUGUGACCUAAAGUUCCCCGAUUGCAGUGGGCCUACUUUGAGUUAUCGCAUCACCCAAAGUGCUUUGUACCCAGAGCAGAUUGAGUUUAUUUAGACACCUGGCAGAAAAAUCCCAGAAAUCCUGUCUCUGGCAGCAAUUAAUUAAUAAAAGGGCUAACUACUUGACAUCCCAGCCAAUUUGCCUGAGGCGGCCACCUCAGCAGCUGACACAGAGGUGGAGAGCCUGUGAGGGUUUCUUCCAGAUGUGGUAGGCCUCCAGCUGCCAUCAGCCCCAGAAAGCAGGACCAAAUGCUGGAGGUGAUAGGAGCUGGAGUGCUUCCGGUUCCUCAUCUUUGGCCUAGGGUGAGUUAACAGACGGAGUGGUUGCUUGGCAACCAAUUGAUGGGCUUCCCUAUCAAGCCCAAGUCACUGGAAGGGUUCAGGAGAGAGCACAGGAAGUCUCUAGGAAACAGCCCACAGGCUGCCUUUUGGUAUUCCCUGCGAACAUACAUUUUGCCACCUAGUGCCUCAGCAGCUAUUUUUACGCCAGGCUCGCCCACCUGUUCCUCAGCAGGGUAAACUGAGGUGGUUUGUGGGCCUUUCAGAGUAAUGGUGCCUAAUUCUGGUGCAUCAGAUAGACUGCUCCUGCUGGAAGCUUACAGUCACCAUGGAAAGUAGCCAUUGACAGCUUCCCCCCCCCCUUAAUUUCUCCAAAACCUACCUCCACUCCUUUGAAGCCACCUAAAUUGGUGACGCAGCUCAGGCAGCAAAUGCCAUUGUUUAACUACUUGAUCCAUUCGCUGGGAACUGCAAGGUUGGACUUUUGCAAUGCUGUCUGCUUGGCUCGGAAGCUGCAGCCAGGGCAAAAAGCAGCAGAUAGGUUGUUAAGCAAGCCAGCUUGCCAAGGACGUGUCACACCAGUUCUAAAGGAGUUCCACCUGGCUGCCAAUAUGCCACCAAACUCAAGGUGUGUGUGCUAAAAUUUAAAGCCCAGCACAGCUUAGAAUGUGGAUGCUUGCUUUAUUUAUUUGCAUUUAUUUAUUUUUAAAUAUAUGUUCCUUCUCUGGGGGAAGACCACCUGAAGCAUCGCAUCACAAUAAAGACAAGUAAAAAGAAAAAUUAGCGUGACUGAAACCAGGAAGGAAACCUAAGAAUAAAACAGAAGAAAAAUAAGAACAGACUCAGAACACAAAUAGCACCACCAUAUUCCAGCUUCAACCAGUCAGUGGGACAGAAUAUUAUUCAGGGGAAAGCCAAUGAAGGAAUUUCUGUAAAGCUUGGAGAGUAGCCUCCCAUUACAUCUCUACUGGGAGGGAGUUACAAAGGUGCAGCCUCAGAUGCGGUGGAAGCUGUGUGUGGCCUCCCUGGGAAGCCGGUUCCGCAGCUGUGGUGCCACCACCAAGAGAGCUCUGCUUGAACCCCACCUGGUUUUAAAUCAUGCAAAGCGGGGACACCAGCAGAUCUCAAAUAAUAGGAAGAUGCUGAUGGAUAGAGACAUUACUACAGGCAGGUUGGAUCUGUGCCAACAUCUGGAACUGGAGGCAGCUGUGCAGUUUGAGACCUUAAAAAUUACUCUCCCACUUGCCCAGACCUAUCUAUCUCAGUGAUUUGUAGCUAGAAGGAAAAGACCUGCUAGCUGGUUUAACAUUCCAGAUGUUGUAUUAGAUUCUAGGGGGCUCCUUGUGGACUAGGAUGAUAUGGUGCUGGUAAAGUAAAGCUUUGCUUCUGCUGGAAAAGAGGGAAAACCUUUCUAUCCUUAGAAGGAAUUUGUUUUGCAGGGUUUACGAUUUGGCAGUUUCCAUAACCUUGACAAACUUCAUUGAAUUGGUGAAAAUAGAUUCAUGCAACUUUGGAUCUCGAAUGGUAGAUUUUCUUGUGUUUGCAUUAUGCUCAUUCUCUCUUUGAGUUGUAUAUUCAAUAUAAUUUUAAGAAGAAAGGAAAGGCGAUAGUAGAAAACAGUUUUUGUGAGUUUCCUCUGCAUGGAGCCGAUUUUUACCAGGCCAGUGGCUAUUUGCGUGCCUGAUGCAGUGCAAAUGAUCCAGAAGCAGAGUCCAGAAUCCGGGCUUCACUUGCUCAGGACUGUAGCCCUGUGUGUGUUUAUUCUCCUCUUUGAAUGUUCAGGGUUCGUUUUCAUUAGUAACAACCCUACUAGCCAUAAAGGCUAAGCUAUGCAUUCACAGUCGGAGGCAGCGUGCCUCUGAAUACUGUACCAGUUUCUAGAAAUCACAGAUGGACAGAGUGCUGUUUCACUCAUGUCCAGCUUCCCAAAGGGCCAUCUGUAAGAACAGGAUGCUGGACUGGAUGGGCCAUUGGCCUGAUUGAGCAGGUUUACGGAAUACAGGAGGGGAGAGCGCUCUUGUGCUUGGGUGCAACUGCAGCACCUGUUUGUUGCAGAAAGAUUUCUGACAUGUUUUGAGGAUGCACAUUCUCUGUUGCGCUGGCUUUGGCAUUAUCCAAACUUAUGAAGAGCCUGCUGGAUCAGGCCAAUCCCUAUCCACUCUCUCCAUGCCACAUUUAAUUUUAUAAAUGUGUAUUAUUAUUAUUAUUAUUAUUAUUAUUAUUUUAUUCCCCACCCAUCUGACUGGGUUUCCCCAGCCACUCUGGUCCGCUUCCAACAGAACACUAAAAUACAAUAUCGUGCGGCCUCUCACUUGCCUUUUCUGUAACCUAAAAAGUCCCACGUGCUGCAUAAUUUCUUCACGGGGGAGUCGCUCCAUCUCUCUUUGAUGCUUUUGGUUACCCUAUUCUGACAUUGUAUGGGGGUGCCUCUGAGACCCCAUUGGCAGCCUGAUGAAUACACAUAAUAUAGCACGCUGGAACGUGGGUGAGCCAGUGAUAGUCCUACUCAGAGUAGACACGCUGAAAUGAAUGGACAUUCCUGCCCUAGGUUCAUUGAUUUCAGUGGGUGUAUUCUAAGUAGGAUUUGGUUGGAUACAGUCCAGGGCUGCCAUCCACAGCUAGGUUUGGCAGCAUUUGUAGUUCCAGGCCAAGGCUCAAUCUCUAGAGAUUGGCUCCCUUUUACAAGAGAGGUGACAGGAGAGCUUAAUUUGUUACUUAAUCCUUUUAGAAGCACCACCCCCCCACAGCAUUUCCUCUCCAGUUGCUCUCCAAUCUUGUACUUAGUCUUUUAAAAUUUUGAGCAAUAAUUUUUUCUGAUGCCCUGCCAUUCCAGGUGCCGGCUCCAAGUUUUAUUUACCGUAUUUUUUGCUCUAUAAGACGCACCAGACCACAAGACGCACCUAGUUUUGGGAGGAGGAAAACAAGAAAAAAAUAUUCUGCAUCUCAGAAGCCAGAACAGCAAGAGGGAUCGCUGCGCAGCGAAAGCAGCAAUCCCUCUUGCUGUUCUGGCUUCUGGGAUAGCUGCGCUGCCUGCAUUCGCUCCAUAAGACGCACACACAUUUCCCCUUACUUUUUAGGAGGGAAAAAGUGAGUCUUAUAGAGCAAAAAAUACAGUAUAUAUUGCGUUUAUAUCACCCCCUUUCUCUAAGCAGCUUGAAGUGGCAUACCCAGUUCUCCCUCCCCCACAAAAAAACUUCUUUGUCUUUAUCACAACAAUCCUGUGAGGUAACUUGGGCUGAGAGACAGUGACAGGGCUGAGAGACAGUGACAGUUGAGCUUCAUGGCUGAGUGGGGGAAUUUGAACCCUCCUCUGUCCCAGGUCUUAGUCCAUCACUCAGACCUCUAACCACUACACACAUUGCCUCUCUAAUUGGCACGACCCAACACUGUGUGCUCCUUCGCCAUUCAUUUUUUCUUCAUCAGUUCUGUACGCACAAGCACUAUUUUGAAUCAAGUCUUUUCCUGCAGUCAAAACACCUCAGUUACAAAACCAGAGAAAGGUGGUGCAAAUAGCCCGUACUGAGUGGUCCCGACUGGCAUUUCCCUCCACGAUUUGCUGCUCCCCAGGGCUUGAGAGGUAGACUGACUCUGGACUUGGAGGUUCCAUUGAGCUAUGUGGGGCUUACACGACCAGCCACAGCUCAAGAGCUCAGCUUGGUUCUCUCUCUCUCCAGGGGUGUGUUUGCCAGCGCAUCCCUUCCCAUCGGUGAACCUGCCAUUUCUGCGUGGGGGGAAAACAAAACAUCUUAUUUAUUUCUCUUUAUUUCAGCAAGGCGAGACAGAGGGGGCCUCAAAAGCAGAGCAGUCCCACAUGGGGCCCUAGCUUGUUUUAACAACAGUUGGGUAGGAGCUGGCGAAGGCCUGUGAAACCCCCAGGCCAGCCCUGGGCACUGGUGCUCGUACCUGCCUGCACCAGCGGGGGACCGUCUGCCGCCCGCCAGCCUGGAGCACCAUCUUCACGUCUCCUCGGGCAGCUGCGGCCACCGGGCUUCCGAGGCCAGCCUGUGAGUACGAACCACGGCGCUGCUAAUGUCUUCCCUUUUUGCAGGGCUGCAGCUGACCUGCCCUGGCUGCGUGAACCUUGAAACGGACCCCUCUCCCUGGUAUAACGGGGCCCCCAAAGCAGUCCUUCCUCUCAAUCCAGCCCAUGGGCCAAAUGUGGCCCUCCACGCCUCUUGAUCUGCCCCCCAGGACUCUCCCUGUGCCCUGCUUCAUGCCCUUCCAAAGUGCUUUUGCCUGGCAGGGACUCUGCUAAUGGCCUCCGUGCUUGCCUGGACAGAGAGAUGAGCUACGAAGAAACUUGCAGCUUUUUGCAUGGCUAAAAUGUAAGCAUUGCACGUGUUGUCUGGCCUGCUUUUGCCUUUGCCCACCCUGGCAUGUGGCCCCUGGCCUGGAAGAUUGCCCUUGUGGGCCGAAUAUACCUUCCUUAGUCCUGGCAGAUAUGCUGUUGCAUUGCCAGCUGAGACCAGGAGCUCACUUGUCCAGCAUUUCCACUACCCUGCAGAUCAUUUGGGUCUGCAGCUCCCAUUGUUCCUCACUGGUGGCCACACUGACAAGGGGCUGAUGGGAGCUGAGAUGCAGGACACCUGAAGGGGGAACCGAGAUUGGGAAUCCACUGGGAUUCUGUUUCCCGUGGUGGCAAAGCGAGGUGCCUUUCUAGGAGAUAUCAAGCAGAGUAGGAAGGGGAUGGUCUCUCCCCAAAGUAUCUUGGUACUCAAGAGAUAUAACUGCAUCAGAAUAUAGAACAUAGGUAGAUGUCUUUUGCGGAAGUCAGAUCACCGGUCCAUCCUAGCUCAAUAUGGUCCACACUGACUUGGCAAGUAGCUCUCCAAGGUGUUAGGCAGGAGGCAUUCUCAGAGCUUACCUAGAGAUGCUCUUGGGAACGGGACCUGGGGCCUUUUGUAGAUGCUCCAACAUUCAUCUACUGCCCUUCCUCUAAAGGACAUUUCCACAAAUUAGAGGUUAUGUGCAGUUAUUGUAGCUAGCAGAUGUUAGCAUGGAAGAUUAGAACUUGGGUAAGUGGCAGUCUCGUCCCCAGUUUGAGCCCUCCCACUUUUUAAAAAAAAAUAAUUAAAUUGUAGAUUAUUUUCCCAGCUGUUCUCACUUAUUGAUAUUCAACAAUACUACCCACCUUGCACAGAAGCACCAAAUGCCUGUUGAAUUACUUUUAACUUUCAGGUCAUUUCCAUUUUUAAACAAAGGCAUCGUUCCACAAGUUGCCAUGUCUCCUCAGAGGCCUGUAACCACGUUUUAUCGACAUUGCAUAUAAAAUAAAAGUAUGCAAGGUUUAUUGAAAAGUAGUUGCUUCCCGCCUGAUCGACUCUUUCAGACAUAGAUUGCCGGUUUGUCCAUCAGUAUUAAGCCUUAGAGUUGGGAGGUCAAGAUCUCAAACAGGUCUGCGUUUAGUCUCCCAGUACACGGCAGUAAAAAUUUUGGAUUAAUAUAGUAGAUCUGGGGUUGCCAAUACCAGGGAUUGAACCUGAGGGCUCUUGCAUGCAAUGCAGAUACUCUAAGCAUGGAGCACACAUUGCUUUGCAUUUGUGAAGUCACUCGGAGCUUUUGGGGGCUGAAGAGAUGGAUAGAAAUGAUUUACAUAAAUGAUCAGUAAUAAAAUUGUCGUACGGACACUUUUCAUUUUUGGAGUGGGAAACUCCCAAACUCAGUGCUGAAUUCCUUUGCCCCGAUAAAAAAUUCCUGCAGCACAAAGUGGGUGAGAGCAAUCAGCCCUAUGAGAGCAGGAGGGGCAUAGUAGCUGCCCAUGGGUGCUGGGCUUUGGUGCCAGGCCUGAUCAUAGUGCCUGAGCUAAAAUGGGUUUGUGUUGUGUCUUUCUUUAUGUGCGUAUAUAUCUGCUGACCUGACUGUGAGGCCCCUUGGCUGUAAGGGUCCUCAAGGCAGGACUUAACCAGAUGAUGGCUAGGUCUUGCUUGCUUCUGGUCAGAGGAUGCUGUAGAUCUUCCCCCCGCCCCCUGCCCCCAUCUCACUCUGUAGGUCUGCCAGUUCACAUGCUAUCUACCCCCUAAAUUAGGCUACUGAAAAAUAGUGGGUUUGGUGUAGAAGGUGAAACUUUCUUGAAAGGUUUUGAACUGGGAAAACAUUUCCGGAAAUGCUUUUUAUGCGAAUGACAGUAACUUGCAUUGGAUUACUAUUAUUCUUUCCAUUUUGCUGCAGAGAAUUUGGAAUUGGAAAGUUUUCCUGUGCAAAGGAGAGUAUUUUAUUUAUUUAUUUAUUAUUUAUUUUGCCUCGGAUAAAAUAGUAGAAUCCAUAGAUAACUUUGCAGCGAAAAUGUUUUGAUGCCCAGCCUUAGGCAGGGAUUGAAUUUAGCAGGUCUGGUUUGCUUGUGUUUAGUAAACAAAGCUACGGUAAAUGUGUUGAAACCGACAUGCUUGUCUAAUAUUAUAUUUGCAAUUGUUCCUAAUUGAGCUUAGAAAUUGGAAUUUUAAUGUAAACAGCUUAGAGGUUUCGAUGACCAAGCGGUAUAUAAAUCCAGCUAAAUAAAUAAACACAUAAAUGUUCCGUUUGGGGAACUUUUCCACUUUACAUCCCUUGAUGAAAGGACUUGUGAGCUUGGAUCACAAAUUCCUGCGCUGGGCACAUGCUCAGAGGCACCUUUAUUCCUUAGGCUACUUAGGGUUACCCUAUGUCCUCUUUUUCCGGGAUACGGCCUCUUUUUCAUGAGUGUGUAAAAUUAGAGUUGCCAUAGCGAUCCAUAGUUAAAAGUAGAAGUUGGCAAAUGUGUCCACUUUUUUGCUCUUCAAAAUAUGGCAGCAGUUUAUUAUUAUUUUUUCUACUUUGCUCUGGUCGCAAGCCCUCAAGAUUCUAGCAAAGAACAAAUCAGAGUCUGCAAGCCUGUAGUCUGCCCACAACCUCUGUCCUGGAAGAGUUAUUUUGCUAGCUAUAAAAGGACUAAAUUGAUGGUCUCUGGGAAGGCAAUUUGCAGGGUGUUUGAUGGGGUGACCUGGGCCCCCAGAAUCUGCUGUCCUUCUCCCAUAUAUUUUUUUUAAAAAAAACCUUUAAAGAAAUCUUUGUUUAAAGGGCAGCAGGAGUUUUCUUAGUUUUCCAGAACAAAUUAAAGUCGGGGGCCCAUAAUUCCUGUUGGCACUUCAUAGUAAGCCAUUGCAGCAAGAGACAGAAUUUGGGGGUGUCCCCACUCUCUUUGAAAGUUGGCCUAAAUUUGCAUAUCUCUCUCUCUCUCUCUCUCUCUCUCUGUGUGUGUGUAUAUAUAUAUAUAUAUAUAUAUAUAUAUAUAUAUAUAUAGACACAUAUACAUAUGUAUGUAUACAAUGAGCAUAUGCUACUUUUCUAAGAAUUUAUUUUCAGACUGGCACCUGCGGUGCUCUGCAGUUGGCAAGGUUGAACAGGGGCCGUGAAACCCCAGACUCAUUGCUAACUUUGAUUCCUUGCUGGGUGGGAUAUGUCCCAAAUGGCUCCUGCUACCCCGUAAUUUCUCUUUGAGUUGCUUUCCUGCAGUGUGGCAUCUUCCAUUUUGCCUCUCUGGCUAUGAACGCAUUGCAAUAAAAGGGUCUCUUGCUUUUUCCCAGUUUCAUCCCCUACUACUGUCCUUUGCCCCCCCCCUCAAACCUGUCUUUCUCAGCCUGGUACACCCCCCAGAUACUUUCGGGGCUGAUGGGAGUUGUAGUCAAAAGCAUCUGAAGAGCACGGGGCUCAUCUAGAUGCUUUCAGCCUGGGUUUUAAACAUGGAUUGGAACAGUAGAAGCCGCAUUUUACCUUCCAAACAAAAUACUGGUGGUGUUUGCGUUAUAAAGGGUCGUCGUCGAAAACUGUACUGUUGAGCAGGGACAAAAAUAGACCUUGUUGGCAUGGUUGCAUUUUUUUGGAGGGGUGGGCAACCCUAUUAUUUUAAGCGUUUUGUAAGCUCUCCGCACAUUUACAGCGUUUGGCCCCCAGACUAGCAGCAUCCUUCAGCCGUGGUUACUUAUUUUAUUUUAAAAGUUUGAGUCUGCCUAGCAACAGGCUUCCAUGGUAGAUGAUGACAUAGGCAUGCAACAGGGAUCUCCAGGCCAGCUUCAGAAGCGUAUCUGUGUGGUACUAGAUUGUCAUGUUCACACAUUGCAGUGUAAUUGUAUCCCACUUUAGAGAUAACCAGAUCAGGUUGCAGGAGAAAGAGGCGUAUUGGGUUUUUUUGACAUACUGUUGUCCCGCAAGGGUGGGAUGUGGCUAUUGGGUGCAUAAUUCAGCUCCUGGGAGCACUUGUUUUAUUUAUUUGGAAGGGAGUCAAAUGCUGGGAAAUUGGGGUUGUGUUUGCUAAACCACAGAGCCUAGGGCUUGCUUAUCAGAAGGUCGGCGGUUCGAAUCCCUGCGACGGGGUGAGCUCCCGUUGCUUGGUCCCUGCUCCUGCCCACCUAGCAGUUUGAAAGCACGUCAAAGUGCAAGUAGAUAAAUAGGUACUGCUCUGGCAGGAAGGUAAACGGCAUUUCCGUGCACUGCUCUGGUUCGCCAGAAGCAGCUUAGUCAUGCUGGCCACAUGACCCGGAAGCUGUACGCCGGCUCCCUCGGCCUAUAAAGCGAGAUGAGCACUGCAACCCCAAAGUCGGCCACGACUGGACCUAAUGGUCAUGGGUCCCUUUACCUUUACCUUUACCUUGCUAUUUACAAAGUCCUGAACAACUUGGGUCCAGGGCACCUAGGGAUUGCCUGAACCCGUUUAUCCCAGCUUGAUCACUUCGAUCAUCUACAGGAGGAUCCUAGGUCAUUCCCUCGGUUCACUGGGCACAUUUGACAGUGGCACAAAACUGAGCCUUUAGUGUCAUCUGCUGAGGCCUGUGGAACGACAAGAUUUAGCGUGUGUGGUCUGUUUUAAUCUUUCAAUGUUUGCUGAAAACUGUUCGGUGCAGCCAGGCUUAUGCGAGCAAUUUAAGAAAACAUCUUUCUGUACUAGUUAGCCGAUAUCUCACAUUUUAAACUUGUAUGUGGUUUCUGUUGCGUAUCUUCAUGGCUGUUAUUAGAAUACAGAGGUGAAGUAUAUGGGAUUUCAGUCUGCGUUUGCUGACUUGGAACUUACUAGGAGGGUUACGGACCCAAGGAGCCAUUAGCCAAUAUUCCCACCCCAUUCCUGAGGACCCCCACAACUCCUGGCCUCACUUUCCUCUCCUAAGUUACCCCCUCCCCGAGCACGAUUAGCACAAUUUGGAAAUGGCAGGGCUUAGUUAGAGAAUCAUCCAACUAAAGCAUUUUAAAAAGGUUUAAUUCCAGACAAUACACUUGUUAAAUAAGAAUGCUGCUUCUUAUCAAAUCUCAGUGCAGAUGACAUUUUUGGGGGGUGGGGGGAAGAGCACCUUCCCCCAUUUGAACCCACUCAGCGGCUUCGAUUGGUGGAACUGGCACUGUUACAAGUGCUGCAUAACAUCUGUUCUGCACUUGCAAUAACUCGGUCUUUUAGUGUGGCGGCACCUGCACUUUGGAACUCCCUGCCUGUUGAGAUCAGGCAGGCACCUACUAAAAACAUUUGUGUUUAGACAAGCCUGUCUAGAUGUUCUAUAAAGUUCGUGUGAGUUUUAAUUGGUUUUUUAGUCUAUUGUUUAACUCUUCAAAAGUUUUCAAUUAUUGUUGUUCAUUUUCCUUAGUGAUAAUUUUAUUGUUUUAUAUUUUUUAAGCCGCUUUGAGGUUUGUGGAUUUAUUUAUUUUUUACUAUCAAUCUGUGUAUAUAUAAAUAGUAAAGAACAAUAUUUAUAAAUAGUAAAGAGCAAUAUUUAUUGAAGGAACCGCAGGAUAAUUUUAUUUAGCCAGCUAUUUUCUUACAUUGAAAUCCAACCUUUCUUCCCUCAUGAAAUCCCAGGUGGGGCACUCAUCCAGCCAUUAGCCUUAGCAGAGGGGUGGCCUUGUGGGCCUUCAAACAGACCCUGGGACAAAAACAAUUAAAUAAUACAUUUUCUAAGCUGCCAUCCAUUGUAGAAGCAAAGACCAACUCUGUUUGUCUGUAGUUAUCAAUUCACUAUUGUGGGAGCAAUUCGCAGUCCAGAAAAGUCUCAAACAUUUGAAUAAAUAGGCAAGUGUGUCCUUAAUUCUUAACCCUGCUGAAUUAAAUUGUUCUCCCCGAUUAAAAUGAAUUGUUUCCCACCAUUUAUUUAACUGGCAGGGCAAGCCUAUACAUGUCUACUCAAAAGUAAGCCCCAUUGAGACCGGUGGGACUUACACCCAGGUAAGUGUGAAUAGGAAUGCAGCCUAAAGCUUCUGUUGAUUCAACUUUAGAUGUCUGCCCUUCCUUGUCAUUUUUUUAUAUGACUCUGGGGACCACCUGGACCACUGACAAGUCUCCAGACCAUAGUUUUGUCCUCCCACAUAAUGUGGGUUUAUAAAUAGCUUAAAAACAAUCCUCUACCAGGGAUGCUUUAGCUGAGAUUCCUUCAUUGCAGGGUGUUGGACUAGAUGACCCCUGGGUCCCUUCCAAACCUAAGAUUCUACAAUUUCUCCUAGCCUGUGCUGCUUCAUAACACUAUAUUUUCCCUACAGUAAAGGGGUUAAUUGUUUGGUACUGCCUCCCAUUUUUUUUUAAUAUAAUAACAAUUUGAUGGUUACCCUAAAAGGCUACCCAGGUCAAAAGCUGAUUAAAAUGAAUUUGGGGUGAGGUGGGGGAAUUGACUGCAGGUUCAAGGCAUUGGAGGUUGAAAUGGCCCCAGCCUUUUUGAUACUGACUAGAAUUAUGUUGAAACAAUUAAGGCAAAGAGACCUUAACCAUUAAAUCAUCAGUUUCUCACAUUUACAUCCCACCUUUCUUCCAUCAUGGGCCGAAAGGGAAGACCUGGUCAUCCAUUUAGGCACUGACCUGACCCAGGCAAAGUGGUCAGCAAGAAGUGUGUCUUCAGACCAUACCCUAGCAGUUUUUGAUCUGAAAGGGAAGAUGUAUGAGGAAGGGAUUAGGGGUCUGUGAAUGGCAUCAAGACAAGGUCAUUAUGGACUCCAAAUACCACCCCUGUCUAGUUGUGCUCCAUAAACAGUCAUGCUGAAUACAAUGUCAUUAUCUUCUUAUAUGCAUAAAAAUGUAAGGCUGUGGUCAUGCAGCCACCAUUUGUGCUGCAUCACAAUCCGGGAUUUUCACACCAAAAAAAUGGGAUUGGGAAAGUGAAAAGCGAGCUUAGUAGCUACAUAGGGUUGGAAAGGGAAGCUGGGGAGGGGUUAAUGUGAGGGGAAUAGUAGCAGGGGCUUGGCUGUGUGUGUGUGUGUGUGUUUAUUACAUGAAACGGGAGCCAUGGUUAAAUUAAUCUCCUGUGUUUUUUUAAUUGUGACUAAACUGGAGAGUAUUUGACCCCCAAAUCAAGUUAGUGAAGUGAUGAAAGUGUUAAGAAUGACUUGGUCCUUUCUUAUUUUAUUACUCCUCCUCUGUGAUUGGAUCAUCGCCCUCUUUGGCUCUCGCCUGAGGCUAGGGCUGAGGUGCCCGUCAUUUGGGGAGCCGGGAGUGGGAAUGUGUUUUUCCUUCCCAGAGGUGUGAGGAUGUCUUUUGCCACCACGGCCAGUCCUACCCCACCAUAACCACCUCUCUCCCUCUUCUUUUGCUUUCCCCGCAGGAUGGCGGAGCCGCGCUUUAACAACCCCUACUUCUGGCCACCCCCUCCCACGAUGCCCAGCCAGGUAAGAACCUGUUCUCCAAACAUGCAAGGUUUUCUAGCCUUACAAAUAAGUCCUCUAAAGUUUCUAGUCCACACAUACCCCCAGAUCUUCAGAGGAGCAUAGGAAGCUGCCUGACACUGUGUCAGACCCCUCAGUUGGUCUAGCUCAGUAUUGUCUAGGAAGAAUAAACAGAUUUGUUGGUUUCUGUUUUUUCAUUUUUCAAGUCUUCAGUUCACAUCAUUCAUGCAUCCGUUUGAAAAUUUAUUUUUAAGAAGUCCUCCUGAAAAUCCAUCAGCAUUUUAAUGCGAAUUGCUCGUUUUUGCAAGCAGUUUUCUCCAAUAUAAUGAAUUUUUGUGUGUUCUGUUCACUAAUAUAUACAACUUUUGUACAUGUUUUUUGUUGGAGAACUUUAUUACAAAACUUGGAGAAAUGGGAAUUUCAAAGGAGUCCCUGCAUUACAGCCCACAUCUUGUUUCAAGAAGUGAAAAUUGGGUACAAGGGUUCUGUUUCUUUCUCUCUCUCUUAUUUACGUCUCACCAUGUUUAGUGCACAUACAAUUACCGUAUGUACUUUUUGAACUUUCAAUAAAGAUGUUUAAAAAGAAGAAGUGCAAAUUACCAUAUUUUUCGCCCUAUAGGGCGCACCGGCCCAUAGGGCACACAUAGUUUUUUUUGGGGGGGGGGAAAUAAAGGGGAAAAAAUUAUUUCCCCCCCCCAGGCACGGGGCUGGGGCGGGGGAAGCCCGAGCUUUCCCCAACCCCAGCCCCCAGAACAGGCUGCUAUCCGCAAGCCUUGGGAGCCUGGCGGAAACUCCCGCUGGUCUCACCAGGCUUGCAGAUAUCUGCCCAAAGCCCGGGGCGCGCUCCGCUGCGCACCCCGGGUUUCGGGCUGCAGGCUGCUGUCCGCAAGCCUUGGGAGCCCGGCGGGAACUCCCUGAAGCCCGGCGGAUAGCUUCCUGAAGCCUGGAGAGUGAGAAGGGUCGGUGCGCACCGACCCCUCUCGCUCUCCAGGCUUCAGCGAAAGCCUGCAUUCGCCCCAUAGACGCACACACAUUUCCCCUUCAUUUUUGGAGGGGAAAAAGUGCGUCCUAUAGGGCGAAAAAUACGGUAGGUAAAUCUGCAUUAAAACCCAAACUGAAUUUCUUCCUCAUCCCUAUUGUCUACACUUACUCCUUGUGGUUCGAGACGCCGAGAUUGAACUUGAGGCCUUUUGCAUGCAAAGCAGGUGCUCUAACCACUGACUGCAGCCCUUCUCCAUAUUUGCCCUAACCUUCUUGCCCACACCUUUGUCCACAAGAAAAGCACACGCUCCUCCCUUUAGUGGUUGAUAACCUUUUUGUUCUUCUUCCCCCUUCAGCUGGACAAUCUAGUUCUCAUCAACAAGAUCAAGGAGCAGCUCAUGGCAGAGAAGAUCCGGCCCCCACACCUGCCCCCGACUUCCGUGUCUUCCCAGCAGCCUCUGCUGGUGCCCCCCUCACCUGCCGAGGGGAGCCAGUCCAUCAUGUCUAUCCCCAAGCUGCAGCAGGUCCCCGGGUUGCACCCCCAGGCGGUCCCCCAGCCCGACGUGGCCCUGCACGCACGCCCAGCCACCAGCACCGUCACAGGUAAGCCGGGGGCAAACAGGCACCGGGAAGAGGGGGCAGUCCCAAACUGGGACUAUGUCUAGGCAGUGAAUUUUCUGCAAGCCCAGAACAAGUGUGUGCUUUUUGAGCAGCUUGUGAUAUUAUGUGUACACACACUUGGCACAACCGCAUCUUAUUCCCAUUUAACUUGCGCAAUUUCAACCAUACAUGGUUGAAGGCCAGCUGGUUGAAAUCCUGCAAGAUAAAUGCAAGCAAGGCAGAGAGCUCCAAAGGCAGAGGGCCUUCUCGGUAGUGGCGCCCGCCCUGUGGAACGCCCUCCCAUCAGUUGUCAAGGAAAUAAAAACUAUCUGGUUUUUAAAAGACAUCUGAAGGCAGCCCUGUUUAGGGAAGUUUUUAAUGUUUGAUGUUUUAUCGUGUUUUUCAUAUUCUGUUGGGAGCCGCCCAUAGUGGCUGGGGAAACCCAGCCAGAUGGGCAGAGUAUAAAUAUUAUUAUUAUUAUUAUUAUUAAGCUGGAAUCAGGAAGACCAAAAUUUUAAUAAGGAAUGGAAAAUAUAUAUAAUUUACCUUAAAAAUCACUGUAAACAACUAAAAUAAUUAGUAGGAUUGGAAUGACACUUGUAGUUAAACGUUGGAAUGGAGAUUUAAUAGAACUGGAUUAACAGAGAAGAUGCAGGAGGAAAAAAAGUUAACAUAAGGACCCACAAAGGGGAGGAGGGGAAGUCCAUGGGAAUUUAUGGAUUUUUGCUUGCUUGCUUGCUUGAUGAUUGUUUGUAAAUUUGAAAAAUGAAUUUAUCCAUCUAUCUAUCUAUCUAUCUAUCUAUUUAAUUUAAAAAAGCUUUAAGCUGGGGGCACUGGUUCUGGGAGUGCUGGAUGUUCUCUUUCUCUCCCUCCCUGCCACCUGCUAGCCAUGGGGGGCUGCUCCAAUGGUUUGGGUAAGAUGCAAUCAUGCUGUAUUCCGAAGCUCAAGCUUGUGCCUUACCAGUGAGAGGAGACGCCUCUCUCCUAAGACCAGAACGUGUGAACAUCCGGUGAAUCUGAAUGUUGGAAGAUUCAGAACAGAGAAAAGAAAGGACUUUUCCCACACAGGGCGUAGUUAAACUACGGAACUCCCUCCCACAGGAGGGAGCGAUGGCCACUAACCUGGACGGUUUCACAAGAGACAAAUCCACAGAGGAGAGGGCCAUGGGUGGCUGCCAGUCACAAUUGCUACGCUCUGCCUCCACAUUCGGUGCUGGCAAAUGCUUAUGAACCACUACUACUCUGAGCUGUUGCCAAAGACCUUCCCCCUCAGCCUUCCUGGCAUGUUCUGGGGCUUGUCUUAAGCUGUCCUCUCCCUCCGCCCCGGCUUCUGUCUUCCAGGUUUGGGUCUGGGGUCCCGCGCCACGGCCGUCAGCACCUCGGAAUCCAGCGCUGGGACGGGCACCAGCACCCCCUCCACCCCCACCUCCACCACACAGAGCCGUCUCAUUGCCUCUUCGCCCACCCUCAUCUCAGGGAUCACCAGCCCCCCACUCUUGGACUCCAUCAAGACCAUUCAGGGUCACAGCCUGCUGGGGGGAGCACCCAAGGCAGAGCGCGGCCGCAAGAAGAUCAAGGCAGAGAACCCCACAGGGCCCCCCGUCCUGGUGGUGCCCUACCCCAUCUUGGCUUCGGGCGACAUCGGCAAAGAGGGGAAGACGUACAGGUGCGUGGGAGGGAAGGGGUUAACACUCUGUCGCCAGCGUGGGGUGGGGAGACCUCAGGCCCCUUAGCAUGGCGGGGGGUGGACUAGAUGGCUCUUGGGGGUCCCUUUCAACUCUGUGAUUCUGUGUACAGAAAUAGGGUCAAUGGUAUCUUCAAAAUGGAUAAAAAGAGGGGUUUUCAGUUAUGAAAUCUCAAGGUUUCAACACGAUCUGUUAGCAAACAAUAUAAAAUUACUGUCAGAAAUGUACAGAUUGAUGUUGGAAUGGCAUGCAAAGGAUGAACAGGUUUAAGACCGGAAAGCUCAGGAACCAAGAAGACCAAAACUUUAAUAAGGAAUGGGGAAAAUGUAUAAUUUAUCUUGGAGACCACUGUAAACAGAUGAAAACAUUAGCAGGAUUGCAAUAACACUUGUAAUGUAACGGGUAUUGUGGAGAUAAUGAAGUUAUUAAAAAAAAUGGAGUACAGAAAAAGAUGCAGUAUAAAAGUUUUAAUAACAGAACCCCUAGAGGGGAAGGUGGGAAGUCAGAGAUUCGGAGGAAUCUCUUAAUUGUGGAUAUGUGUUAGGUUAUUGUUUACAAUUUUAUACUUGUAAAAUCAAAUGAAAAUUAUGUCAGGAAGAGGGUCACUGUUCUUGGACUGUGCCAGUUUAAACUCGAGAUAGGAGGAUGGGUGCAGCUCAGCGGUGGAGCAGCUGCUUUGUGUGCACAAGGCCCCGGGUUCAACCCGCAAUGGCAUCUCCAGGGAGGGCUGGGAAUGCCCCCUGCCUGGAAAAAAGCCCGGAGAGCUGCUUUCAGUCAGAGUAGAUAAUACUGAGCUCUAUGAACCAAUCAGUGAGCAGGAGGAGACACUCCCACCAAUGGGCUUUGGGUGGGUGGGGCCAGCCACUUUUCAGUCAUGUGAUGCAGUAAGGAUGCUGCAUUAUUGACAGAUGGGCGGCUGACCUCUCAAAUUUGACCAAUCCUGAUGAUGGUCUGACCCAUGGAGCUGGAAAUAGCUUCCCACCCAUGGUGUGGAGAGGAAAUGCCUCCGAGAAGUCCAAAAGCGGCAGCUUGUUGGAUGUGCUUGCUAGGGAGCUGCUGCCAGUCGGAGUAGGCUACAGUGAACUAAUGAGCCACAACUUUCCUGCUCAGACAGACCUUUAGAAACCAAGGAGCAGGUGAUGCUGGCCACUAGUCUGCUGUCAGGGCAGCUUACAUUUUUAUUCCUGGUUCUAAAUGUGUUUAGGCGUAUUUUAAUGGAUGUUUUUAAACUGGGUUUUUUUAAAAAAAAUACUUUCUAUUUUAUAAUGAUGUUUUGUGACGCUGGAAGCUGCCAUGAAUCCCAACUUGGGAGAAAGGCAGGAUAUCUAUAUACAGUGGUACCUCGGGUUACAGACGCUUCAGGUUACAGACGCUUCAGAUUACAGGCUCCGCUAAGCCCGAAAUAUUACCUCAGGUUAAGAACUUUGCUUCAGGACGAGAACAGAAAUUGUGCUCCAGUGGUGCAGCGGCAGCGGGAGGCCCCAUUAGCUAAAGUGCUGCUUCAGGUUAAGAACAGUUUCAGGUUAAGAACAGACCUCCAGAACGAAUUAAGUUCUUAACCCGAGGUACCACUGCAUAGAAUCAUGGAAUGGCAGAGUUGGAGAGGAUGCCAAAGGUUAUCCUGUCCAAGCCGCUGCACUGCAGGAAAUUGAAGAUAUUAAGUAAAGAAAUAGAUGAUGAUAGUGACUAUGUUUUGAUGCAGAAUUGUGUCUUUGAAACGCCUCCCCCUUCUUGUCCUUGACCGUCUCCAGGUGUAAAGUCUGCCCCCUCACUUUCUUCACCAAGUCGGAGAUGCAGAUCCACUCCAAGUCCCACACAGAGGCCAAGCCCCACAAGUGCCCCCACUGCUCCAAGUCCUUCGCCAACGCCUCCUACCUGGCGCAGCAUUUGCGCAUCCACCUGGGCGUCAAGCCCUAUCACUGCUCCUACUGCGAGAAAUCCUUCCGCCAACUUUCCCACCUCCAGCAACACACCAGGUAAGGGACCUGCUUAUGCUCGCUGGGAUCAGUCGACUGGGUUGCCAUUUUGGGUGAGCAUGGGAAGCAAAGAUGGCCACCAGAAACUGGAAAUCCUCCUUUUCAUUAACAAGAACAAGGUUAAGUAAAAAAGCAAGCCUUUAGUCCUCAUGGCUUGAGUUAGUGUGUGUCAAAUGGCACACACACACACCCCACUUCUUUGACCAGAAACGUCAGAAUAAAUUGACGCAUAACAGUGCACAUUUUUCAGGAUUUGUUUCCUACUUGAUAGAUUAAACCAGCAGUUCUUAACUUGGUUAAGGUAGGAUUUUAACAUAUACGAAAUGUUUUUUAAUAUGCCUGUAGAUAUGGAAUUGUUUUAUGUACCAUACCUUUCAAAACCGUCCUGAUUUGCAGCCACUAAUUUCACCAUUUCCUAAUGUGAAAUUGCUGUGAGAUAUUUUGCGGGAGGCGGUUUGUGAACUAAAUCAGGUAAGUGAAGCAAUGGAGGAGAGGUGGAAAACACCUCAGCGUUCUCUCUUGCUGCCUUUCAGAAUUCACACCGGAGACAGACCCUACAAGUGCCCUCACGCCGGAUGUGAAAAGGCAUUCACACAGCUCUCGAACCUCCAGGUCAGUCGGUUGGGAAUUCAGGUGGUAUGUGCCAGGGAAGUGAAUUGGAAGUCCCAGAGUGGGUCAAAGCAUUUGAGGGUUAGAGAUAAUUGGGGUGCAUUUAUAGGGUGACCUGUGUGGCAAGACGGGACUGAGGUUUUCCUGUGCAGAAUAUUUAUGUAUCUCAUGCCGCAAACACCCAAAAAAAUUGUCUUGAUGGUCUGCUGAUCUAGCCUAGUCCUCUGCUUCCAACAGCAGACAGCCAGAUACCUUUGGGGGCUCAAAUGUUUGUCCUGCAGCUUCUGAGGUUCAAAAGUAUAUUGCCUCUAAAGACGGAGGUUCUACUUAGUUGCUGAAGAUAAUAGCAAGUGAACAUUAUUACCUGCUUUGGGACCUUGGUGUGAAAGGCAGGUAAAUAGCUUUAUGUAUGUAUGUAGCAGAGAGUAAAAUGAAAUUGGCAUCAACAUUUUAAAAGUUGCAGUCAUGUCACAAACUCCAGAGGAAAAUGACAAAAUGCCUGGGGUCAGUUCCUGGUGAUUCUUUUGUUCGCUGCAGCACAGAACCCAUGUGGGUUAAGAGUGCCGGACUCAGGUUCAAAUCGCUCCCCCCACACUGGGUGUGACCUUGGGGGCCAGCUGGUAUAUCUCAGCCUAAGCAACUUUGCAAGGUUGUUGUGGGGAGGGGGAGAAGCAUGUAUGCUCCCUCGAGAGCUAUAAAUGCAAUUGGUCAGUCAGAACUUGGCCACACUGAGAGCGAGAGGCAUCUUGAUCUGAGCUGGGUGAAAGGGUGCAAGUCUCAUCUGACUGCCCUGCUGCAGAUUUAGCAAGGAGGACCAAAGAUUUUGCAGAGAUCUCAGUGAAAGUAGUAGUGUAGGAGGACUUGGGUCUUCAGAGUCGCAAUGGGGGGGGGUACCUUGGUUGUUGGUGGCGGUGGGGCGGCUUUUUGUUUAAGGAACUUCCCCACCCCACCCCCAGGACGUCUGAGGGCUGCCAUGUCAAUCUCCUGUUCCUUCCUGCCCCUUUCCCACCCAGUCUCACCAACGGCAACACAACAAGGACAAGCCCUACAAGUGUCCGAACUGCUACCGGGCCUACUCGGACUCUGCCUCGCUCCAGAUCCACCUGUCGGCACACGCAAUCAAGCACGCCAAGGCCUACUGCUGCAGCAUGUGUGGGCGGGCCUACACUUCAGUGAGUAGCAGGGGCUUUUGGCUGGGCAGGAAGCAAGGCAGGUGGGGAGUGCGAGAGACACGAGUUCAAAUCCCCCCACGCACUGGGCAUGAAGUCCACUGGGGGUGGCCUUGGGGGGGAGGUCAGUUGGCCGCUCUGGGCCUAACCCAGCUCGCAGAGUUGUUGUGAGGAGGAAAAUGCGUCAGAGUAGCCAUCAAUAGCUUUAUGUCCUCCUUGAAUUGGUCCAGUCCUCUUUGAAAGCCAUCCAAGUUCCAUAGUUGUCAGGACAAUACUUGAGUCGGGAUAUUGUGGGGUGUGGGUGCACAGCUUACUUUAGUUUUCUGCUUGGUGAUUGCGGGGUGGAGGUGUUUCUCCCCUAGCUGCCCUGUGGGAAACUGUGGCGGGCCAGGAGAUCCCCUCUGUAGAUCAGGCCGAUCCCCAAUCUCCCCCAAAGCAUGCUGUGGGAGCAGGUCAGGGUGGAGGUGAAGGGAGGACCCAGACAUGCUGAAAUGAAUCUACGUCACCGUAGAGGGGGGGGGGGCAGCCGCUUCCUGCUUCCCCGAAACUGACCUUCCCUUUCUCCCUCUCCAGGAGACCUAUUUGAUGAAGCACAUGUCAAAACACACGGUGGUUGAACAUCUAGUGAGUCAACACUCUCCUCAAAGGACGGAGUCUCCCAGUAUCCCUGUCCGAAUCUCGCUCAUCUGAAUCUCGGGGAGCAGCCUCCACCCCCUGGCCUGGCCCCGCUCCCGUGCAGCCACCCCCUCUUGAAUCCCAGAAGCGGGGAGCAAAAGACAAGGACACCUUGGCAUCACGGUCAAACAACCCACGGUCCCUGCUCCGCAGCGCCCCUCCUGCCAUGGGGUGAUCCUCAUCCGCCACCAGUCAGGACAGAGAGAGAGAGAGAGAGACUGGAUGGAGCCCUGUUGGCAGCCAGGGAGACUGGGGAGGGGAAAGAGAUUUUUCGUUCCAAGUUGGUGGCAGCCAAAGACAAUCCCAGAGCACUUUGAAGACGUCCACACCUCUCCCUUCCCUGUAACAGAGCCUCUGCCCCAGUCACAGGCCCCCCCCUUCUUUCAUUUUGGAUCCCCACUUCUCUCCCCUCCAAAAUCCCUGUUCUACUUUAAUUUUGCAUAGGAAAAUUGUCACCCAACGGGCCAGGAAUUUGCAAUGCAGAUAACGGGGAGCCGGCCCCCUUCAGGACUCUUCUCUGGAGCCGUUACAGGACCGCCUUGGCCAAAAAUGGGGCAGCGUGGGGUUAUCGCUGCAGGGGGGGGACGGGCACCCCAGGAGUGGCCUUUGGCUAAGGUGGGCACGGUGGGAGGUGAGGAGUCUCAGAUGCUGCAACAUCACAUGGUCAGGACCCAUUGCACCAGUGUUGGUGCAAAGGAUUACAUCAAUGCUCAGAGGCUAUGGGGUUUGCCGCUCCUUCGGCUAGGAGGUGGAAGGGAGUGGGCUGUUGUCCUAGAAAUAGAUGAGGGGGCACCUUCGGAAUAUGGUUGGGAGACACACUGCAGCAGGGGGGAAGAUGGCAAGAGACUGGCAGUGUUAUGCCCAUUCAGAAGUACAGAAGGCUUUGUCUGCCCAUCACAGUCUUGAGGCACUGUGCGAAAGCCUGCCCCCUGCAGCGCCAUCCUUGUGUAUGAGUAGCCCCCAGCCCUUCUGUCAUUGUAUGGAAAAGGAGGGGGGCUGGGUCUCUUCUGCAGGGAGGAAAGGUGGGCAUUGACCUGCUCCUGGGUAAUGCUGCCAUUCGGCUCACCCACAGUAAGAUGUGCCAGUCCAUUUCUCCCAUCUCUGCAGAGGGCUGUCAGCUGGCAGAAGCAAAGCCCCAAGGGUGUUUUGGGACAGAAGACAGGUGGGGGUUGGUUCUUGAUCCUGGCUGCCCUACCCUUCAAGACCGCUCAAGGCACCACCUUGCAACCUCUCCAAGGAUGUCUCCAGCACUGGUGGGCAGGGCUGGAAGAGCCUAGGGUUCUCCCGGGGCGUGCCCACAGCAUUGGUGGGUGGGGGGCACAGGUUCCUCCCUAGCCCCAGAAUAGAAACAUAAGCAAGUUGCUCAUUACAAUUUCCAUUUGAACAUGGCCAUAGCAGACACAUAUUUGCAGAAUGGGUGGGAUUGUCAUCCUUCUCCAGUUGCUGUCGUUUGAGGGGGGUUGAUCCCCUUGCACCAAGAUCUAGGGGGAUUAGAGAGUUUUUUUUAAAAAAUCCACACCAGUAUUCCAGAAAAUUCUGGGAUUUCCAAGGGCUCAUUUGUUUGCAAAGCCACGUUCCGUUGCCCUGAGAGGGUUCAGCUUCCUCGUGACCCCAGAGGACUGAGCACCUCCCCUAAAACUAAAACCUCCCCUAAGCAAGUAGUCUCUGGAAGCCCCAUUGAGUGGAAGGGUCCAUGGGGUUCAGAAAAUCUGCAAACCACAGCAACACAGAAAGUGUGGUGUGAUCCUCUGCGACUCUUAUCUCCUGUUUUCCUCCAAUUCCUGUCAAAUGGGAAAAACGCCUUUUAAAGCUUUAUUGCUACACUAGAUUUGCUACCCAAGAUCGGAAGCAGAGGACAACAUUGCAGUUUCCUUUGAUUGGGGCGGGUGGGGGGAAGCCUGUCAAAUGGGACUUCUUUUUCACUUGCUAUGUUUUGGCCAUUUCCAGUUUUCCCAGAUGCUACACGUGUCCCCGACUGCUUCAGCUCCAGCUCUCUCUCCACCCCCACUGCCAUGAGUCAACCGGUCAUCUCUCUGUGGCCACCCCAGUGGCUGAGGAGAGGCCAUGGCCUCCUGGGUGCUGUAAAGAAGAACGGCUCAAAGCGCCAACAGGAUGGCACCCUCUCUGGCUCUUAAGGUCUUCUGUGGCUCCUUGGAUAGCUGUGAAGAGACACUGGCAUGAUGCCAACUGCUCUCGCCCCAGGAGCCCAUCACCAAAAGAGAAAGUAGCUUUCUGAGGUGGUGCUGUACCUCUCUCAAACUAAGUUCUCUUGGCAGUUUCUCUCCAAGUGCAAGGGAAAGGGGCCACAAAACUUCCCCAAACAACAAGACUUAAAAACCACCUCUAUAUUAUGUACCCUUCAGUUGCGUUAAAAAACAAAAACGAACUACUUUUUUUUAAGAUAAACUUUUUAAGCCUUAAAAAUAUAUAAUUUUGUUUUUUAUCAGUUGUUUCUUUUACUGUUUGUAUUUGAUUUGAUCUUUUCCUUUUUUAAAAAAACAAAACCCUGUUCCCUUUUCAGUCGGUUUUGAAUUGUUGUAUGAUAUUCAAUAUUGUAGCCUCUCUUUUUUUGAUCCGCAUGUUAAUAACUGUGUAAAUAGGACUCUUAUGCAUAAUGUUAACAACUUUUUUCUAUAUAAAGAAGCCCAGGCCGCAUCUAGCUAGAUCCUUAGUUAUUAUCAUUACCUUAUAACUGAAAAAGGAAUUUUUAAAAAAGUUUUUUUAAAGGGUCUCUCCCUCCCACCCCUUCCCUUCAAAGAAAAGUCUUGCAUUGUGGAAUCCGGGACUGGUGAGAGGAGGCAACUUCUGCCUCGCUGCCAAACGCCAUUUGCAUUGUUUUGAAAUGAAAUGGGGGAAAGAAGGAAAAAUAAAUAAAAAAUUGCUUUGUAUUUCUCUGUUGUGGAAAAAAGAUAAUAAAAGCGUCUUUGCAACCUUGGGCUGGAUUGGAAAGUGUACCAGUCUUCUGACUAAGGGUUUUUAAAAUAAAAAAUGAGAUGAACAGGGAUACUUGGUGAGUAUUUGGGACACCAGACAUGUAAUGUGAAGUAACGUAUUUUUCGCUCUAUAACACGCACCCGACCAUAACACGCAUGUAGUUUUUAGAGGAGGAAAACAAGAAAAAAAAA
This is a messenger RNA of Podarcis lilfordi (Lilford's wall lizard), 30695 nucleotides long. The record is from the annotation of a GenBank genome assembly. NCBI's taxonomy places the organism in Eukaryota, Metazoa, Chordata, Lepidosauria, Squamata, Lacertidae.